AUGUCGGGGCAGACGCUGACGGACCGCAUUGCCGCGGCGCAAUACACCUUGACGGGAUCGGAGGUUGCUCGAGCUGUCUGCAAAGCCACCACUCAUGAGCAGACAGCACCCAAGAAAAAACACCUGGAAUACCUGAUUGAGGCCACCAAGGAGUCCAAUGUGAACAUCCCACAGAUGGCGGACACGUUGUUUGAGAGGGCCACCAAUGCCAGCUGGGUGGUGGUGUUCAAGGCCCUGAUCACUACGCAUCACAUGAUGGUUGCUGGCAAUGAGAGGUUCCUCCAGUUCCUUGCCUCCAGGAACAGCCUCUUCAACCUCAGUAACUUUCUGGACAAAACUGGCUCCCAUGGCUACGACAUGUCCACGUUUAUUAGACGCUACAGCCGGUACCUCAACGAGAAGGCGUUCGCCUACAGACAGAUGUCCUUCGACUUUGGCAGAGUGAAGAAGGGAUCUGAGGGGGUGAUGAGGACGAUGCCGGUAGAGAAGCUGUUGAAAGGAAUGCCCACUCUGCAGAGCCAGAUCGAUGCCCUGCUGGAGUUUGAUGUCCAUCCCAAUGAACUGACUAAUGGGGUGAUCAACGCUUGCUUCCUCCUGAUGUUCAAAGACCUGAUCAAGUUAUAUGCCUGCUACAACGACGGGAUCAUUAAUCUAUUAGAGAAAUUUUUCCAGAUGAAGAGAGGACAGUGCAAAGACGGGCUGGAGAUCUACAAGAGAUUCUUGACACGGAUGACCAGAGUCUCUGAGGUCUUCAAAAUCGCUGAGACCAUAGGAAUUGACAAGAAUGAUAUCCCCGAGCUCACCCAGGCCCCUGAGAGUCUCCUGCAGUCCCUGGAGACUCACCUGAACACUCUGGAGGGGAAGAAGCCGUCACCGACCAAGGAGUGUGAAGCAAAUGGCUCCCCGGCCGCAGCCGCCACGCCUACAAAAGCUCCAGCGGCCCCUGCAGCUGCUGCUGCUCCAGUUGCUCCUGCCCGCCCUGGACCACCUGCCAGACCCACGGCGGCACCCACCUUCAAGAGCUCCAACAAUGCUCUGCUAGACUUGGACCCAUUGUCAGCCUCCCCAUCAGCAGGUGGAGCAGCAGCCUCUAUCUCGUCAUGGGGAGCCGCCGUUCUUGCUGAUGCUGCGGCCGCUCCAGCUGCCACGCCCACAGUGGCCCAUACGGAUGGCCCCACCGCGCCCUCUGCGGCCCCCGUGGUGGUGCUGCCCGUGCCCGCCAACACCGCCUCAGACAUGGAUCUGUUCGGAGAUGCGUUUGCGCCCUCCCCAGGUGACGGCCCGCCCAGCAGGGCGCCUGCUGCUGAUGCAUGUGCCGGAUCUGACCCCUUCGCUCCAUCGGAGGGGAGUGCGAACAUGGCUCCAGAGAUGGACCUCUUUGCUAUGAAGUUCGAUAACACGCUGGCUGCCCCAGAAGCAGCCAGCCCCACCUCUAGUGCAGUGCCUGUCAUCGUCGCCCCCGUCGAGCCCCCUGCUGCCACUCCCGUUCCCUCCACUACCACCACCACUGAGUCUGCAGCUGCCCCCGUCCCUGCCAUCCCCACUCUAGACCUCUUCGGUGAUUCUAUGUUUGAGAAAAGCCCUACUGCAGAAACAGCUGAUGCUGCUGUUACUCCUAGCGUAGACCUAUUUGGGGCAGAGGCCAAUGCUGAUGAAGACCUCUUGUCUGGUGUGACUGAUGCAUUCUCUGCUAUGGCUCCAGCACCAGCAGUGGCUCCAACUCCAGCUCAAGCCCCGGAUCCAGCUCCAGCUCCUGCCCCUGCAACUGUCUCUCCUCCCAAACCUGAGCCCUCUGCACCUGCACCUGUCAUUGACCUGCUAGACACAUUCAGUAGUCCUACUCUGUUGGACGCUACGCCCGCUGCCCCCGGGGGACCAGAAGAGGAUCUAUUGGGUGGACUGAUGUCUCCUAGCCUGACUCCCAUGGCGGCCCUUGCUCCUCUGGCCCCCACUCUGGCUCCGGCCCUCGCCCCUACCCUAGCUCCUGUCUCAGCCCAGAGUGACUUGCUGGAGGGUGGCUUCGACACCCUUGGCUCCCUGCCCCCACUAAUCCCCGCCACCCCAGCAGCUGCAAACACAGUGCCAGCCGCAGCAGCACCCUCUGGUGGCUUUGAUGCAUCAGUGUUUGGUGGAUUAGGGGACCUACUGAUGCCAGUCAUAACACCCCAGUCCACUGGGGGUAGUGUGGGCAGCACAGGCAGUGGUGGGGGGAAUACCAAGGUGGCACCCGCGGUCGGGGGUGGCAUGGCAGGCGCCACAGCUAUUAAACGGCCAUCCAUCGGGGGCGACUUGGACUCCUCACUAGCAAACCUGGUUGGAGAUCUGGGGAUUCAGAAAAAGGACCAUCAGUGGAAUGACAAGAAGCUGACAGGAGGAUCUAACUGGACCCCCCAGGUAGCCCCUCCCAGCUGGGGCGCUCCUGGACCUAUGAUGGGUGGCCCCGCCCCUGGAGCCCCCGGUGCCCCUGGGACCAUGCCUCUGCCCAUGGGAGCACAGCCUGGCUUUGGCAUGGCCUCAGCAGCUGGAUCUGGAGUUCCCAUGAUGCCUUCCAUGAUGAUGGGCCAGCCAAUGAUGGGUCAACCCAUGAGACCACCCCUGCCAGGAGCUGCAGCACCAGGGAUACCGCUGUCUCCAGGACCUGCUGCCACCCAGAGCAAAAAGCCCAAGGACCCACUGGCAGACUUCAACCUCAAGGACUUAAUGUAA
Molecule: messenger RNA, 2706 nt
Organism: Salvelinus namaycush (lake trout)
Lineage: Eukaryota; Metazoa; Chordata; Actinopteri; Salmoniformes; Salmonidae
Gene: snap91a
Product: synaptosome associated protein 91a
Exons: 26
Coding region: 1-2706 (901 amino acids)
Biological process (GO): clathrin-dependent endocytosis; clathrin coat assembly; synaptic vesicle budding from presynaptic endocytic zone membrane
Cellular component (GO): synaptic vesicle; extrinsic component of presynaptic endocytic zone membrane; clathrin-coated vesicle
Molecular function (GO): phosphatidylinositol-4,5-bisphosphate binding; 1-phosphatidylinositol binding; SNARE binding
Source: RefSeq, a predicted model, not a curated record